Molecule: messenger RNA, 1094 nt
Organism: Ictalurus furcatus (blue catfish)
Lineage: Eukaryota; Metazoa; Chordata; Actinopteri; Siluriformes; Ictaluridae
Gene: copz1
Product: COPI coat complex subunit zeta 1
Exons: 9
Coding region: 82-615 (177 amino acids)
Biological process (GO): intracellular protein transport; intra-Golgi vesicle-mediated transport; retrograde vesicle-mediated transport, Golgi to endoplasmic reticulum
Cellular component (GO): COPI vesicle coat
Source: RefSeq, a predicted model, not a curated record
CGUGACCUUUCACCUCAUGAUGCAGGCGGAAGUAGAAACCACUCACUACCAUUGGGAACACGGUUAGCCACCGCUGGAAGAAUGGAUACGCUAAUUUUGGAGCCUUCGCUGUACACAGUGAAAGCUGUCUUAAUUAUGGACAACGAUGGAGAAAGACUCUAUGCCAAGUAUUACGAUGACACGUACCCUACAGUUAAAGAGCAGAAAGCUUUCGAGAAGAACAUCUUCAACAAGACACACCGAACAGACAGUGAAAUCGCCUUGCUCGAAGGCCUUACUGUCGUUUACAAGAGCAACAUAGAUCUGUAUUUCUAUGUUAUCGGCAGCUCGCAUGAAAAUGAGUUAAUGCUUAUGUCCGUGUUGAACUGUCUGUUUGACUCUCUCAGUCAAAUGCUGAGGAAAAAUGUGGAGAAGAGAGCCUUACUUGAAAACAUGGAGGGCCUUUUCUUAGCCGUCGAUGAGAUUGUAGACGGAGGUGUUAUCCUGGAGAGUGACCCCCAGCAGGUUGUACACCGAGUGGCCCUGAGGGGUGAUGACGUGCCUCUGACAGAACAAACGGUCACUCAGGUGUUGCAGUCAGCCAAAGAGCAGAUCAAAUGGUCUCUUCUACGAUAGGUCUCACCUGUUCUUCUCUUCCACCAAGACAAUGGUGCAUUCAUUAUCACUCCUCCCAUCACUGUUGCCUUUCCCAUUUUCUUUUUUUCUUCUUCUGUUCCUUAUGUUUUUCUAUGCUGUGAAAUUGUAGGCUCUCUAAAGGGGAAAAAAACAUUACAUACACUCAGUGUACACCUCGAGAAGACUGAACAACAAAUGGAGUCCUCAAGUUUUAAUGCAAACUCUGCUUCUGUAAAGUGAUGCAGACACAGCAUGAAGUCACGGUUUCAUUUCAUACAAAGAGCGAGUGAGGACCUGCAUUCCUGUUCUUAGCAGAGACUUUCUAAUUAUUCCAUCCCAAGCGGUUUUCAGUGUGUGUCUGUGAGAGGAAAUAUCACAAGGCUGUGUAAAAGACAAAUGUGAUUCAAGUACAUUCCAGUGAUUGAGCCUUCCUGCUGUUUUCCAUGUUAUGAUUUAAAUAAAUAUGACUGUUUGGCCAU